Amoebophrya sp. A25 is the source of this 13445-nucleotide messenger RNA. The record is from the annotation of a GenBank genome assembly. NCBI's taxonomy places the organism in Eukaryota, Dinophyceae, Syndiniales, Amoebophryaceae.
CUCUAAUUUUUACGCGCAUAUAGCCACACCACGUGUUGUAUCUCUCCAAGUUCUUACGCAAGUCGGGUUGUAGUUGUUCGAUCGAUGCGAAUAAUUGCUGACGACGAGAGAAAAUUUCCACUCUGACUUUCGCAACUCCUGUAGUCUUAAGCUUGACAUCGUCGAGUUCUUGGGGUCGAUAGCCUUUGUGAGUGUAUGACGAGAGAUGAUAUCGAAGCAGAAGUCUACUGAAGUGUUCGCCUUGGCGAUUGUGGUCGCUGAGAAUUUGACACAGAUGUCGUCGUAGACCUGGGAAGAUGUUGAGCACUAUUGAGGUAGUUGUAGAGAAUCCACAUAUUGAUUGCUUUACAACAAACGAGAGCAGACGUGAGUGAGACUCGACCUUUAUCGUGGCGGAAUAGACUCGAGGGAAAGAUUACCUCUCCUGUAUCCAAUGGAUGCUCUGGCUUCGUGACAUGUGAGUGCAACGAGUGCUGGGUGAAUCGACGCGUUCUUGUUUUGUAGCUGGUUUUCAUUUUGUAGCACUAAUUAUGCACAUGUUUCUAUGUGUGACGUUUCUUUUUCUUGCUUGUAGACUUACUAUAGACGUUGUACUGGAGUCGAAUGAUCUAAUUCUUUUUGUCUUGUUCGUUUAGAUCCUUUUCCGUUUGAUGUUUUCUAAUUUUGCCGACUACACUCUGCUCAUCACCUCUCUGUUGUGUUCCUUUUGACAACGAUUGAAUCCGCCCUAUCUUGUAUCAUAAAUAUGAAUUUAUACUUUUUCUAGGUCAUGAACAAAAAUCCAUCUCGUGUUUAUCUCUCGAUAACUCACAUGUCAUUCUAUUGAUCCAUCUCAUCCACCACAACUAAAAUUUUUAGGGUCGUAGUCAUCCCCGGGACCAGUGGGGAAAAACCCGGUAUCCAUGCACUAUUGUAGGACGUCUUUUCGAAACAUGGCCACUUCUGUUCAGGACAGCACCUUCGCGUGUUGAUCACCAGCUUGGAUCGCGUCGAUCUGUUGAUCCAGAAUCAAGAGUAACACGACUAUCUGUUCUUUUCCUUUUGUUCUGCUUCAACUAGCUUUCAAAAAAGAAGCACAAGUACACUACAACAAUAAGUUUUCACCGUGGAAAGAAGCAUCUUCAACAACUCCAGUUCUUAGUGCAAACUCAGUACCUCCGUCAAGAUGCCGGACGAAAAGGGAGAUGCCUUCAAGGCGGACGUGUGGAUCCAUCAGCGGGUCUACAACCUCUUUGGGUUUCCGAAAGCCAAGAUGGACAAGGCGAUGCAGACAAUAGAUGGUUAUGGCAGGAGGCUUUGAAGAUCUAAUUGUAUAAUUAGACCUAAUUGUAUAAUUAGAUUAGCGCUUUUUGUAACCCGGGAAUGAGUUUGAAGACCUAAUUGUAUAAUUAGAUUAGCACUUUUUGUAACCCGUGAAUGAGUUUUUAGAGCUUAUCAGAACCCGUGAAUUAUGGGUACACUAUUACUACUACUACUACAACUACUACUACUUGUUUACGAUUAACGAGCUAGAGCAUCAUACAGUGGCUUCUACGGGAUUCCGCUCUCGUCCAUCAUCAUUAAUUGUUAGUCAUCUUACGGUCAUCCCUCUAAAAAAGCGACACUGUGACAGAGGUGAAAAUGUUCUUGGAGAAGGAGGACUACCAAUUUCUGUGCUUCUCAACCGCCGCGGAAGGUGUCUGGACGGCGGUGGCGGAACUCCCAGACCUUGUGAAAUUGAAGAAGAAAGUCAUUUUUGUGCACAAGGUAUUGAAAUUACUUAUAGAUACAUUCAUAUUUGGGUGUUAUACUUAAGGCUCAACUUAUUUCAUUGGUCAUAGAGGUUGGUCACUGAAAUCAAAGAAGGCCCCCUGGAGAGAACAAGGGAAAAAGAAGGGAAAGGGGAGAGCCUUGGAGGGGGUCGCUUCCGUUCCGAGUCAGUGACCGAUGAAUGCUGCGCUUCAAUAUACAUCCAUACUAGGGUGUGCUAGUGUUUGUUCACAGGGUAUUCUUGAAGUCAAGGGCAAUAUGUAUCUACUGCCUCUCUUACUCAUCUUACCAUUGUUGAGAAGUGGGUACUUUUCUUCUACUACGUACUGUUCGGAAGAUAUGUUCUAGCAAUGAUUCAUGCUUGAAAGCACCGAUGCAAACCUUGUACCAUUACUACCCACCAGGUCGGCGCAGGAAAGAUCACCCCAGCGAACUUGUUCGAUAAGGUGAUUUUCAUGGAGGCCACAAAAGACAUUAUGUCUUUGCUGAACACCUACUGCCAUAGCGUCUACCUGUCCACGCUGAGCAAUCCAGCGAACCAGACAGGAUGGUCAGACCUCAUCUCCAAGGACUUGAUGGACAAGUACCAUGUCUUCCUAGCAAACCUGCACGUGACCUGCGGUCUCAUGGUCGGAAAGACACUGCUGCCACUGCCGCCUAAGGUUAUGAAAGAAAGCUGGUGGGUGUAACUAUUAGAACAAAACGAGAUAUUGUGCUAAAAACUCUUGGAAGAUAAAUUGAUAAUGAAUACCGAAUAAGGACUAGUGUAGGUCGAACGACCUGCAGACCCAACUACACUAAGGCUUAACAUAACAACUCUAACCCACAAGCCACAAACGAGCGUGCUGGCAACACGAAGGACCGAGUGCAUAUCCUCGAGUCAGCGGUGAUCACUUGGACAAAGCAAAUCUCACACGUGCUCAAACAAGACCCUGAAGCAUUGUUGAAGCAGGGAAAUCCUGGACCCCAGGUCGAAUUAGACUUCUGGAAGAACAAGUUAUGGCAGACAUGACUACUAAAUUUAGAGAGAGAGAGUUAGACUUCUGGAAGAAUACGUUAUGGUAGAGACAUUAUCAUCGACUAUUUCUUUCUCUUGAUCCAUCAGAAUGUUUCCUAGAACCAUCAGACUGCUUCCUAGAACCAAUUUCGAUGGAGUUCUAGAUUAGAAGGAUGCUAUGUUUCUCCAUGUAGUUAGUAAUUCUCCUGUUUCCUAUGAGAUUACUCAUCUAAUGAAAGCAGCGAACCUGAAUGUGAUCCACGCACAGCUGCAGAGCGAGCAGUUGAAGAAAGUCCUCAAGUUCUUGGAGCAGAAUAAAUCCACCUACACCAACCCGUUCUCAAGGCAAUACACUUACACUAAACUGUUCUCAAAGCGCAUGGUGAAGCAUAUCACUUCUUCUCUAGUCUCAGCUUAAUGACUUACUUUGUUAGAUAGUAAUGGUUCCUCUUCCUGGCUUGCCGUAUUUGUGUGAAAACUAAGUCUCACUUAGUAGAUGCUUCUAUAUUUGAGUUCUUUGAUAGAAGCUUUUCCCCUGUAAGCUCCUUUUUCCCCUCCCCCCCACCAGGUUACAAAAGGAGGUCGAGCAAGCUCGGGAUGAGGCAAUUGAUAACGAUCACUUUUUGAAGACCUUAGUGCCGUACUUUGACGUGCUGACAAACGACGGUGCGGAUUUCGAAAAAUUGCCUAGUUGCUUUGAUGGUCUCUUGCAUACCAUCUUGCUGAUCUGGAAGUACUCGAAAUACUACAACACGCCAGGACGACUAGUGGUCCUGAUUCGUGAGGUCUGCAACGUGAUCAUCAACCAGAGUCUCAAAUACAUCAACGGACCGAUGAUCUUCUUAUGGCCUGCCCCCGUACUACAUGAAGAUGACAUACUAGGUUGAUGGCCCCCCGUGCAUGAAGAUGACAUUUACUAGGUCAUUUAAGCAAAAUUAAGCGAGCUACUGACUGAAAUAAGAGAGUCUAAUCCUCACAUUGAUCCAAAACGAGGAAGCCAAGGAGGCCGUGGACAAGCUGGAGAAGACCUUAGCGAUUUGCACCGAAUUCAAGGACAGGUACGCCAUGUACAAGGACAUCGCUGAGCAGCAACCCAAUGUUAAGGCAAGUCAGUCACCACUAUGUAUCUUCCAAUAAAGUACUUUAAGAACUGUCCUCUUAUCCUUCCUCUUCAGAAGUGUGGAAGUAUCCUCCCUCUUCAGAAGUGUGGACUGCGCUGAGUGGAUCAUUCUCCCGUACAUCACAUGGACAAUCUCGAGAGGGUUCAAUCUCAACAGGGUCCUUCAGUGGGGUCGAUUUUCCGGGGGACAAGGGGAACCCACUCGGCCACAGAGUUAACUACCUUAUAACCGCGCGACCUCGCCUAACAAGUAUCCUUUGUUUAGAUAAUCACAUAUAUUAACUCAUCUUUUGUUUAGAUAAUCACACAUAUUAACCCAUCUUUUGUUUAGAUAAUCACAUAUAUUGACCCAUCUUUUGUUUACAGAUAAUCAUAUUAUACAGAGUUAACUACCGAGUGAAUCGACGUACCUCUAACAAGUGAGGAUGGAAGAUCCAGAGCAACGCUCUGUUCAUCCGCUUAGACGCCUUUAGAGAACGCUGCCGAGAUAUCUUGGACUUCACCAAGACCGUCGUCCAAUUCAUCAAGCUGGUAUUUUCUACUAACUAGUGGGUAGUAUGAAAAUCCUACUAAGUAGGUUAUAACUUCAUAGAAGUAUAAAUCCUAAGGUGAAAACUAAUAUACUAAUCGACAUCUACAAAGAUAUUGUUGGAAGGGCUAGAUCGUUGUUCUUGCCUGUAAAACCGCCUACUUAACAUUGAUGUUGUUCUUGCCUGCAUACCCGUCUACGGACUGGGUAUUUAUAUCAUCAUCAACAUUGAUUUGUUGUUCUUGCCUGCUAAACAUCCUUAAAAACUACAUCAGGAACGUAUCGAUAUCGGUGGUACUAAGGGAAGACUACUCACAGCGGCUAUCGUCAACAUCUAUGAGGAAUUUAACAAGGCAGUUGCUACCUUCCAAGCCGUCGACUACGAUGUCAUGGACAUCCAGGAGAGCCGAUUCGAUGACGACUUUUAUGGCCAUGUUGACAUGCACAUGGAAAUACAUGGAAAUCGCAACAUGACAUGAGCUUUUUGAGGUGGACGUAGAAAUCUCGACAGUAGUUGUUGUUGUACAAGAACAUCUUCACGACCGAAGGUUGCAAAGUUGUCUUUUAUACCGAUGAUUUUCUGUACUUGAUCGACCUAGAAAUAUUGGACGAGACGAGAGGACAUUCAUCUUAUAGAUACAGUAGACUUCCGGAUUUUUUAGCACCACAGCAGGAUAAAAAAUCCUAUCUUCAAUCUUUGGUCUACUUGUAGGCACAAAUAACCGAAAUAUACUGCAGAGUCAUAGUUGCCAACGACAACCUCUAAAACCCCUUUACCUUUCGCAUGAGCAUCAAGGAGCUGGAUAGGAGGAUGGCCACCGUUUUAGGUCUCGGCUUCGACGAUUUAGACACAGUCGGCGGUCGCGCAAAACUCUUCGACGCUUUUGAGGGUCUGUUGGAACGACCCAUUUUGGAAGAUGAGCUAGAGAAGAAGUACGUGCUGCUCUUGCAGGGUGUGAAGUUACGCUGAAUCCAUCGUCGACUGGUCUAAACCUAGAACCAUUUUUGUCGUAAUGGAUACUGUCUGGACGAACUGGAAUGAUGUAGAGAAUGGAAGCUUUCUUCAGGUUCAGAUACGAUCUUCAUCUAGAGACAAAGUUCUACUUCUAGCUGCUGGACAAAUUUAUUUCCAAAAAGAACUGCAUAGACAUAGUUAGUUGUACUACUACUACUACUAUGUUUAUUUUCCAUCUAGAAGAAGAAAAUCCAGAAGAACGUUUUCUUCAUCUAAUCUUCGCAGACUUGAAAGUGUGCAAGACGUUGUUCUCACAGAACAAGGCUCAAGUGGAUUUGGUCAGCGAUAUCGCGCCUUUGUUCCUGAACUUCCCUCCGGUCGCUGGCGCGAUCUACUGGGUUCGAUUAAGGCUACAAACACAAUCAAAUUGUUCAUCUGAUUGAUAUGAAGCAUCUUUGCAGCCUUCUACCUCAAAGAGGAGUUUCCAAUUUCGAGGCACUCAAGUGUCCUUGAUAUUGUUUAGUCUCCCAGAUAGUACAUGUACGACUAUGUGAGACUCAUGCCAUGCCAUGCAGCCUCCUUCUUCAAAAGGGAAGGACACGGCAAAGAUGCCUUUGCAGAUGAAUAGGGGUAAGGGCUAACUCGAGCACUGAAGCAGCGUAUCGAUAUGCCGAUGUCGAAGCUGCUCGUCUUCAACAAGCUAGUGCGGGAAAAGCCGGAGGACUACAGGGAAGUCGAGAAACUCUAUAGCCAACUCUCCGAACUCUUCGAGGAGUAUGAGACGAAGAAAUACAAGGAGUGGAAGGCGACUAGCGUGGAAACGACCAAGGACAAACUGAAGAUGCGAUUGUUGCGACGUAUGGAAAAGACCGGUUUGUUGAAGGUAAACUUCGAUCCCGCCCUAGUCCGCCUUCUUCGCGAAGUCCGAUACUUCUUGGUACUGCCGUGUAAUUCUUUUUUGAUAGAAGUGUACUGGUAGUGGUCACUUAUUCGUUUGUCACCUAUUCGGAGUUCAUUAGGCCUAAAUUUUGUUCAUCUGUCUAGCUUAUAAUUCAUUGUUGGGUAAGUAGGUUGUUCUGUGUAUUGAUGUUGUUUUAUGUCCACUAGAUGCUCGACGACGACCGACUACAAGUAGUUACACCCACAUGAGGAGAUGAAAUUUGUCACCACCUUUCUUCCCUAGAAUUUUUCCACUAAAACACUACGUUUCUCUCUUCCUUCUACGUUUCCUCCAACAUUAAGACUCAGCGAAUGCGAAACAUAUUCUUUCUCUAUUAGAACUUCUCUCUGACUUCCUACACUAAAACACUACCUCUUUCUCUUCCUUCAGCUGUUCGGAAUCGAAGUUCCGGAGACGGCUCUGCAGAUCUUCUCUCGCGCCGAUGUGUACCGAACCUGGUGUGGCCAGCUGGAUAUCGUGGUCUCCAAAUACAACGCUGUCCUCACGGAACUUCUUCCCGUGGAAGAACCGCUGCUCGAGGACAAGAUUGUGCGCAUGGAUUCGGCACUCAGUCCGGGUUUGACCGACCUGCGAUGGAAGAGCGAGGACAAGAUCCCAGCGUUGAUUACCUCCGUCACAAGCGUGGUCGGCGAAGUGAGCGAUGUCGUGGACAUCAUCAAGUCAAAUCUGAAGAAGACCUCCACCAUCAUCGAACAGUGGUGCCAACAACCAUUGCUGGAGCGCAAGGCGAAGCCGAUGUCGGUCGAAGAAUUCGACUUGGCGCACAAGGCCAACGUGGGCACGAAGUUGCACAUGAUGGGAGAAGCCGGAAAGGAGAUCCACAAGUUCCUGAAGGACAGCAACGAGGCCUUGAAGGUCCCGAAGUCCUCCGCUAUCUGGAAGAACUACGUCGAUUUCGUGAACAACAUCAUGAUCGAGGGUUUCGUCUCCGUUAUCGCUGUUUCCUUGCAGUACCUCUGCGAAAUUUUGGAUCCUCUGAUCAUCUCGCGGCACGACGUUCAGCCGCUAUUCGACAUCAAGAUCGAAUUGGACUCCGACACUUACGGCUUUGUGACUGUUCACUUCUAACUACUUUUAGAGAUGAUCAUGAUGAUUUCUAUACAUAGUACUUAUAGAAGAUAAUUGAAGACUUUCUACUCAUCCCCUUAUAUUUUUUCGGUGUUAUAAUUCUACUGAGAAAAUGAUAACUUUUCACUUGUUCCGAUCUGCAUCAACAUAGGAAGAAAUGCGAAUCGUGAAUCAAUUUCCUUUUCCCCUACGUCAACAGCACCAGGCGAGAUCUAUUCCCUUACUCCUCUAACCCUCAGGCGAGAUCGUGUUCGAGCCGCCCUUCGCUCCACGCCAAAGUGAUGGCGUGUCUCUGCGUGGUACGGUGAAUGGCUGGCUGCGCGACUUUUUCGCCAUGGCAGCCGUGACGAUGCCCCGAUUGGAUACCGGAACUGGAGACUACCUAAACGAGAUGAAGGAGCACUUCCAGAUGCAGUGCCUGCUCUCCUUUUAAGGAUCAAAAAUCCUAUUCAUUUCUUUACAGGAGUGUGAGUCACAUUAUUCUCUGUUUAUUGUUGCGUCUUCUUGGAGGUCUGAACUUCUCGUGCAGAAGGUCAUCCCCAAUACCCAAGUAGAUCUUCAUACAUCAACAAGGAGAUCUUCAUAAACUUAUAGAUCGUACAAGAACAAAGAAAACACUUAUAAGCAAUUAAUGUAUAUGGACUCGUCUUGAACAGGAACAAUUGAAUGGCCGCUCUGCGCUAAUCCUGGGUCUUCGAGUUAAUCGACAACACGGAGAUGAAGUGCUUGGAUUACCGACAGACCUUCAUGCAGCACAGCUUUUUGUGGCGCGAGAGCAUUGACGAGACCUUCAGUGACUUCCUGGCUGAUGGCGCUCAGGACUUGGUCACCGUAGAAGUUGAGGAUGGCAUGGACUUUCCCACGAUGAUGGCCAACGCCAAUAUCGACAUGGGCCCAAAGAUUCCCCCACUGGAGAAAUUCGACGAACAAAUCACGCGGUUCAAGAAACUCAAGUUAAGCAGUUCUUUAAUCAUUAUUAAUGCGUUGUUGUACUGUAAUUUUCAAAAUGCACCAGCACCAUACUGUUGUUAAGUGCAGCACCGUUUAAAGGUGCUUUUGUUACCGUUUGUUAUGGCUCUCUCCCUUAGGUGGGGACAGCCAUAACAAGCGGGAUUUAAACGAACACCAAAAACCUACCGCUAAUUAAUGUGUUGUUGUACUGACUGUAAUUUUCAAAAUGCACCAGCACCAUACUGUUGUUAAGUGCAGCACCGUAAAUUUUUUUGUUGUACUACUGACUACUACUCAUGGCCUUAUUUGCAUCACGAAAGAUAAGAAGGUGCUCAUCUUCUAAUCCUUGAAGAGAUCGCCGGCAUGAAGACCCCGGUGGACAUUCACUGGCUGCGCAUCAACUCUCAACCAGUGAAGAUCAACUUGGUUCAGUACGUGGCGAAGUGGGAGGAACGGUACUCGCAUUACCUCCACGAGUACGUGGAGGCAAGAAUCGUGAACCUCAUGGGCUUCAUUAACAAGGUGCAGAAGGGCCUGACGGAGAUGUCACCGGCGGACGACCCAGAGAACUCGAAGCUGCUCUACCAGACCAUGACACACAUUCGCGAUGUAAAGUUCCUCCAGGGCCCUUUGAAGGCCUUGUUCGAUCCGAUCCGCAACGGCUGCAAUUUGCUAAAGAAGCAUGGAGUUCCAAUUUUAUGUUCCAAUUCUCAUGGUAUAGAUUUUCAUAGACCUCCUCCAAGUAAAAAUUAUGUUGGAGGAUACCAUUUUCUCCGAUAGUUUCUUGUUCUUCUCUUUACCCCAGAUCAAGCAACUGACUUGUUUACCACGGAUGAGCAACGUUUUUCUUUCAAUUUUGCUCUUAGUAGGAUGGAUGUAUGAAGAAACAAAGAGAGUGAGAGAGUAAGCCAAAGGCAAAUAGUACGUAGAUACAAAUGUUGCUAACGUAUAAAAAGUCGAAAAUUGAUGUACAAGUUUCCUCUUCUAAUCACUGCCGAGGAGCACUUGCUGGAAUUGGAGGCUGCGCCGGCCAAGUGGGAAGAAGUUAUUCGCGCUGCCUUCGACGAGCGCGAGCGGAUCCUUUAAGGCUUUUACAUAUUUUUUUUUACAUACUCUUCUCGAGGAAGAUGCUCUCAACAGUGAAGCAUCCUCCCAAGAAGAGUUUGAGAGGCAUCUUUGGGGGAACUUUCAAGAAGGGAAAGAAUAGGGCAGCAAGGACGUCACUUUCUAGAAGGGAAUACCGGUAAGGUCUAAAUUCUGCCUCUGCAGAAUGUGGAGAUGCUCAAGAUUCGACACAAGAUCGACAGUUUCGGUUCCCAAGUCGCCGACUUCCGAGCGGAAUUUCGCGCCAACUGUCCGUUCUCCCACGAAGAGUACGUCGAUUUGGUCAUCCCGGAAGAGCUGCAAGCGCAGAUCGACGAGGCGGCCAACAUUAAGGCUACCGCUGAAGCAUGUCCACCUUAACACCAUGAUCCUUGGCUCUUUUUUUUCUUUCUACCUGAAACAGAAGCAUCCUCCCAAGAAACUACAUGCUCUCCUCGAGGAAGAUGCUCUCCUCUAGCAUAUACUGCUCUCGAUACUGCUCUAAGAACAGCGCAGACGCGCAGAAGCUGAUGGAUGCCUUCGAGCGCGAAGGGUAUGAUGCCGCUUACCAGAAGCUCGACGAUUACUACGUCAAGACUGGAGAAAUCCAGAAGACGGCAGCCGAAUACAACAACUUGGAGAUUUUGUUCGAUAUCUCGGUGUCGAACUACCGCUCUUUGAAGGAGUCGCUCGACGAUUUGUUAAGGCAUGAUUGUUGAAGAUGAUGACCUGAAGACUGACAACUUUUAGUUCUUUUAUCAUGAUCAAGACCUGAAGGCACCUCUUCGUUCUUUUAUCAUGAUCAAGACCUAAAGACUGGCAACUUUUAGUUCUUUUAUCAUGAUGAAGAUCUCGACAACUGACUCUUACUUCUUUUCUUUGUUAGGACGAAAAAAAAAAUAUAUCACGCAUCGCUAAUCGCCGGUUUGUUGAAGAACUUGUGGGACAUGAUCGUGAUCGUGAAGAGCACCUUCAAGGACUGGAACACCACUCUGUGGGACAAGAUUAACACAGACGACUUUUAAGGCUAGUUCUACUCCUUUAUAGUGAGUUACUAUAGGUAAUAUGAAUAUAUUUUUUUUUACUAUAAGUAUUAAGUAAGUUAUUCAUCUUUCUUGGAGGCAUCAUCUCUCUUGAGAGGGAGAGGCAUCAUCUCUCUUGAGAGGGAGAGGCAUCAUCUUCUUUCUUGCGAGGCCUUGUCGUUGUCCUAUGGGGUACUACAAAAACGCAUCUACUUCUUGAAAGAUGCUCUCCAACAAGAUCACAACUUGAUUAAGGUAAGACGAUGCUCUCAUCUACUUGAAGAUCCAGGUCGUAAGCUCUAAGAUUUGAUGACCCGCGUGAAAGAGAUCCAGAACCAGGUGAAGAACAUGCCGAAGGGCAUGCGUGCGUGGAAGCUGUACAACUGGCUCGUCGACGUCGUGAAGAACAUGUCCACUGUUCUGCCGUUGAUCAACGAUCUGCGAAGCGACACGAUGCGCGACCGCCACUGGAGCAUGAUCAUGGCGGUUACGGGCAAGCACUUCGAAAAGGGACCCAACUUCUGCUUCAAGGACUUGUUGUUAAGGCCUGAUAUUGAUAUUUCUAUUUGUCCAGAACAAUGCGUAGCACAAGAACGUGUUCAUACAUGAUAAUUGCUAACCUAAGACUGCCUGCAUUUCUCGGCUCUUAUCUCUUGCUUACCAGCUAUUUGUCUAGAAAUCCCUUAUGACACCUCAAUGGCCUCGAACGCUCACCCCCUCAUAGGUGAGCCAACUCCUGUCCUAUCCUUACUCGAAGAUAGUACGAUGAGCCUAUUAAAUUUCAAGAUGAUAGCAAGGUAAAGGACUUCCUCUAAAUUACGUGCUCAACCUCCACCACUUCGCAGACGACGUGAGCGAGAUUGUGGACCAGAGUGCGAAGGAAGCCAAGAUCGACAAGAAGUUGACCAUUAUCAAGAACACGUGGUCCAAGAUGGAGCUCAGAUUCGAUAUGAGCAAUCCGGAGGUUCCGCUCCUUGCCGAGUUGGGCGAAACUAUCGAAAUUCUCGAGGCUCACUCGCUGGAGAUGGUUGGUAUUUAAGGCGUGCGUAUUAAAACCAAAUUUCUAAAUAUUCUUUGAACACGAUGUUUUCAAGAUAUGAACAAGAUAUGAACUGUGCGUGAGAUCCAUCGUGUAUACCAUCUAUGACGCCCUUAAGGCAGUCCGCACUGAACUUUGUGCGAGAUUAAUUGUAUUGUAUUGCGUUGUAACAUAAAAGAGCUCUUGUUCUAAGGUAUGCUUUCGCAGGGCCGAUUCAUCGAGUUCUGUCAAGCCGUGGUAGACGAAUGGAGCGUCAAGUUGCGCACCAUCGAUGCAGUGGUCGAUGUGUGGCAGAAGGCGCAGUUGAACUGGUCUCGAUUGGAACCCAUCUUUAUUUAAGGCUUCGUCCCCCUUAAAAAUAUCCAUCCGCAUCCUCGGAAGCUGGUGCAUCUUGAGUGCUUUUCUCCCAUGGUAAGGAGAAAAGGGCAGCAAGAUGCGUCUCGCGAGGGAUAGGGCUGAGCUCUAAGAGAUGCAGUCCGACGAUAUCCGUGCUCAGCUGCCAGAUGACGCCAAGCGAUUCGAACAGGUCGAUGGUAAGUGGAAGGAGUUGAUGUUAGAUGCUUCCCAGAGCACCAUGAUCGUUGAGAUUUGUUGCGCAGAAGGACGGCUGGAUGCGUUGAAGUUACGCUGAUCAUGAUGAUGAUGAUGAUUUUUAUAAUAACCAUAAUCGACUUAUUAAUAUUUUGAGUAGAAGAUCCUUACCUAGGUCACCCAUCAUCCUCGGAGGCGAGCAUGUGCCUGUGGGACUCGUUGUGAAGGAUCCACAACCUAACCUAACCUAACCUAGUAGUAUGUAAGUGUUGCGAACCAAAUAGUGCCUGCAAUGUCGUUUUGCAAAUUUUGCUUCGAAGGGUAAAUAUGAACACCAGAAACAAAUAGCACAGAGAAAAUUCAUGGUCAAAGAAAUCAACACCUCUCUUGUCUACCAAGAUGAAUCCCUCACUUGCACUGACUUUCUAAGGUAGGAAAUCCACGAUACGAUUGAGACGUGCGAGAAAGCUUUGAACGACUACCUCGAACAAAAGAAGAAGGCUUUCCUUACGGCUUCGUCCCCUAGUUGAAUCCAUCUUCAGAAGAGUCAUCCGACCUUCAUUGUUGGAGUACGUACGUCUUUGAUGAUGAAGACUUUUUUUUGAAAAUUUGUCUAGGGAAUCCGACCUCGGAGAGAGGCUUUUCUUCAAUGGGAAAAGGGCCCUCCAGGAACAGGAUGGACGUUCUUGGGAUGAGCAGAUCAUGCAUCAAGCUCUAACUUCCCCCGCUUCUACUUCGUUGCGAACCAGGCUUUGCUUGAUAUCUUGUCCAACGGAAACCGACCACUCAAGGUCGCUGCCUACUUGGGCGAUGUCUUUGAUGCUACCAAGACCCUGGAUUUCUCCAAGGAGCCGGACACUGGUCGCAUCGCGAGUGGAAUGGUGGCGAAGGACGGCGAAUGCGUGGCCUUCCACGAGGACGUGCAGCUUACAUUAAGGCUCUUUUCUCGAGUAAUUAUUGGUCUUUGUUUGUUUUGAAAAGAGACUAGUACUACAAGAUCACGCUUUGCAGUUUGUUUCGAAAACAGACUAGUACAAUAUCUAUCACGCCUAUCACGCAAAGUGAAUACGAGAAGUACAAGGUCUUCUAAUCAGAGGUGCGGUCGAAGGUUACUUAUCGAGCUUGGAGAACCACGUUCGAUUGGCGUUGCGAGACCAGAUGGAGAAUGCGCGCAGCACCGCAGAGUCCUGGGAGGUGGAUAACCCUCGUGAGUUCUGGCUCGAGGCCUACUGCGCGCAGUUGGCUUUGUUGGUAACUUACGGCUUGCCCAUAUUCUAACUUUUCAUCUUGAGAUGACCGACGAAGCAUUUUUGAAGCAUCUGUGUUUGUUUUUCAAUUUCAAGAGAGGCACCCGAAGAAAACUACACGUUGUCAAAGAUGGUCAAAGAUGAUAACUUUUAGCAAGAUGAUGGUCUAAGCAAGGAUGAUGGUCUGGACUGA